GCCCUGGCCGCCAUUGUUUGAAUUUGAAAACCAGAACGUCGCGUUGCUGCGGGCAGGUCCGGCAGACCAGGCGAAGUUUGCGGGAGAGGCGGUGGCCCAGGAAAAGCAAAAAACGAAAACAACCCUAUCUUAUUGAGUUUGGGGGUUUCAAGGCUGAUCAAGAAAAAGAUAUAACCACAAGGUGGCAGUAGCAUAGAAGGAACUUUACUAGGGUAGCAUUUUGACAAGAUUGCAUGCAAGAAUGGAAUCUAACUUAAAUCAAGAUGGGGUGCCCAGACCAUCUUAUGUUUUUAGUGCUGACCCAAUUGCAAGGCCUUCGGAAAUAAAUUUUGAUGGCAUUAAGCUUGACCUCUCUCAUGAAUUUUCCUUAGUUGCUUCAAGCACUGAGGCAAACAGUUUGGAAUCCAAAGAUUAUCUCCAGGUUUGUCUUCGAAUAAGACCCUUCACACAGUCAGAAAAAGAACAUGAAUCUGAGGGCUGUGUGUAUAUUCUGGACUCACACACUGUUUUGCUGAAAGAUCCUCAAAGCGUCCUUGGUCGGUUAAGUGAGAAAAGCUCUGGGCAGAUGGCACAGAAAUUCACCUUUUCCAAGGUGUUUGGCCCGAAAACUACACAGAAGGAAUUCUUCCAGGGUUGCAUUAUGCAACCAGUGAAAGACCUCUUGAAAGGACAGAGUCGGCUGAUUUUUACUUAUGGGCUAACCAAUUCAGGAAAAACUUACACAUUUCAAGGCACAGAAGAAAAUAUUGGCAUUCUGCCUCGAACUUUGAAUGUAUUAUUUGAUAGUCUUCGGGAAAGACUGUAUACAAAGGUGAACCUUAAACCACAUAGGUCCAGAGAAUACUUACGGUUAUCACCAGACCAAGAGAAAGAAGAAGUUGCUAGCAAAAGUGCAUUGCUUCGGCAAAUUAAAGAGGUUGUUAUACAUAAUGACAGUGAUGAUACUCUUUAUGGAAGUUUAACAAAUUCUUUGAAUAUCCCAGAUUUUGAAGAAUCCAUGAAAGAUUGUGAACAAGCUAGCUUGAAUAUGGAAAAUAAUAUAAAGUUUUCUGUGUGGGUUUCUUUCUUUGAGAUUUACAACGAAUGUAUUUAUGACUUGUUUGUUCCUGUAUCAUCUAAGUUCCAAAAGAGAAAGAUACUACGCCUUUCCCAAGAUAUAAAGGGCUAUUCUUUUAUAAAAGAUUUACAAUGGGUUCAAGUAUCUGAUUCCAAAGAAGCGUAUAGACUUUUAAAACUAGGAAUAAAGCACCAGAGUGUUGCCUUCACAAAACUGAACAAUGCUUCGAGUAGAAGUCACAGCAUAUUCACUAUUAGAAUAUUACAGAUUGAAGAUUCUGAAAUGCCUCGUGUAAUGCGAGUCAGUGAAUUGUCUUUAUGUGAUCUUGCUGGUUCAGAACGAAGCAUGAAGACACAGAAUGAAGGUGAAAGGUUGAGAGAGACUGGAAACAUCAAUACUUCUUUACUGACUCUGGGAAAGUGUAUUAAUGUUUUGAAGAACAGUGAAAAGUCAAAGUUUCAACAGCAUGUGCCUUUCCGGGAAAGUAAACUGACCCACUAUUUUCAAAGUUUUUUUAAUGGUAAAGGGAAAAUAUGUAUGAUUGUCAACAUCAGCCAGUGUUGUUUUGCCUAUGAUGAGACACUGAAUGUCUUGAAGUUCUCAGCCAUUGCACAAAAAGUUUGUGUUCCAGAUACUUUAAAUUCCUCUCAAGAGAAAUCCUUUGGACCUGUCAAGUCUUCACAAGAUACAUCACUAGACAUUAAUAAUACAGAUAAUAAAAUAUUAAAUGUGAAAAGAGCCACAAUUUCCUGGGAAAGUAGUCUAGAAGAUCUGGUGGAAGAUGAAGAUUUGGUUGAGGAUGUCGAAGAAGCUGAAGAAAACCAAAAUAUGGAAACUGAACUUACUGAUGAACAUCUAGAUAAAACAUUAGAGGAAGAUAAGGCUUGCAUUGGCUACGAGAAGAGAAAACUGUUGAAUUUAAUAGAAGACUUGAAAAGAAAACUGAUAAAUGAAAGAAAAGAAAAGUUAACAUUGGAAUUUAAAAUUCGUGAAGAAGUUACACAGGAAUGUACUCAAUAUUUCGCUCAGCGGGAAGCUGACUUUAAGGAAACGCUCCUUCAGGAACGAGAGAUAUUAGAAGAAAAUGCUGAGUGUCGUUUGGCUAUCUUCAAGGAUUUGGUUGGUAAAUGUGACACUCAAGAAGCACCAACAAAUGAAGAUUGUGCUGUGAAAGUUGAACACGAAGAAGCGCAUAAUUAUGUAGGAAUUGAAGAUAUUAUUGAUUCUCUUCAAGAUGAUGUCACUGAUAUUAAGAAACAGGCUGAAAUUGCUCACUUAUAUAUUGCAUCUCUUGCUGACCCCCAGGAAGCUAUUGCUUGUUUAGAACUAAAGUUUAAUCAAGUUAAAGCUGAAUUAGCUAAAACCAAAGAAGAAUUAAUCAAAACCCAGGAAGAGUUAAAAAAGAGAGAAAAUGAAUCAGAAAUGAACUUAAAUUCAUUGGUUCAAGAGCUUGAGAAAUCUAAAAAGAAAAUAAUUAUGCAGAAUCAAAGAAUUCAAGACUUGAUAGAUAUAACUGAUCAAAAAGAGAAUACAAUCAACAAAUUUCAGAACUUAAAGUAUCGUAUGGAAAACACAUUUAAAGGCAGUGAUAAGGCUGGUCCAUCUUUAAUAAUAAAUAAUAAAUUGGCUUGUAAUGAAACAGUUGAAAUGUCUAAGGACAACAAAAUGAAAACCUGUUUACGAAGAAAAAGAUUAAAUGAAGAUGAGCGUCAGCAAGAUGAACCACCAGCAAAGAAAGGACCUAUACAUGUUAGUCCAACUAUUACUGAAGACCAAAAGAAAGCUGAAGAAAUGCAACAGAGCAUUUCAGAAGAUGAGGAAGACGUUAGAGUUUUACAAGAAAAUAGUGAGCUGAAAACACGUUUACUCGUUGUUGAGAAUGAACUUAAAAAUGAAAUGGAAGAAAAAGCAGAAUUAAAUAAACAGAUUGUUAGUUUUCAGCAGGAACUUUCUUUUUCUGAGAAAAAGAGUUUUACUUUAAGUCUAGAAAUCCAACAAAUUCAGUCCAAUUAUGACAGUGCAAUUUCUGAAUUACAUGUGCUGAGAGGUAUAAAUCGAGAACAGGAGGAAAAGAUCAUGAAUUUGUCAAAGGAGUUAGAAACCGCUAAAAGAAACACCACAAAUAAUGUUUCACAAAUAAAAUUAAUGCAAGCAAAAAUAGAUGAACUACGUACGCUUGAUUCAGUGUCUCAGAUCUCAAACAUAGACUUACUCAAUCUCAGGGAUCUGUCAAGUGGUUCUCAAGAGAAUAAUUUGCCAAAUACACAGCUACACUUUUUGGAUAAUAAUGAUUUGGUAAACAAGCAGCUUAAAGAAUAUCGUAUUCAAGAACUCAGUAGGGAAAGUUCUUUCCACUCUAGUAUUGAAGCCAUUUGGGAAGAAUGUAAGGAGAUUGUAAAGGCUUCUUCCAAAAAAAGUCAUCAGAUCCAGGAACUGGAACAACACAUUGAAAAAUUAGAGGCAGAAAUAAAAGGCUACAAGGAUGAAAACAAUAGACUAAAAACAGAGGAGAGGGAGAAUAAAAAUCAGGAUGACCUUCUAAAAGAGAAAGAAAGUCUCAUACAGCAGCUCAAAGAAGAAUUGCAAGAAAAAAACAUUAAUCUUGAUGUGCAAGUACAGCAUGUAGUUGAAGGAAAGAAAGCACUUUCAGAACUUACAGAAGUUGUUACUUGCUAUAAAGUGAAAGUAAAGGAACUGGAAGCAAUCUUAGAAACUCAGAAAGAUGAAUGUAGUCGUUCAGCCAAGUUAGAACAAGAAGUUUUGGAAAAGGAAACUAUCAUCUUAAAACUAGAAAAAAAUCUGAAGGAAUUUCAAGCAAAUCUUCAGGAUUCUAUCAAAAACACCAAAGAUUUAAGUGAAAGGGAAGUCAAGUUAAAAGAAGAAAUCACACAUUUGACAAAUAACUUGCAAGAUGCAAAGCAUUCACUUCAAUUAAAGGAAGAAGAAAAAGAAACCAACUGGCAAGAAACAGAAAAGUUGAAAGAGGAGCUCUCUGCAAGCUCUGCUCUUACCCAGAAUUUGAAAGCAGAUCUUCAGAGGAAGGAAGAAGAUUAUGCUGAGCUGAAAGAGAAACUGGCUGAUGCCAAAAAGCAGAUUGAGCAAGUCCAGAAAGAGGUGUCUGUAAUGCGUGAUGAGGAGAAAUUACUGAGGAUUAAAAUUAAUGAACUGGAGAAAAAGAAAAACCAGUGCUCUCAGGAAAUAGAAAUGAAACAGAGAACCAUUCAGCAACUAAAGGAGCAGUUAAGUAAUCAGGUGGAAGAAGCUAUACAACAGUAUGAGAGAGUGUGCAAAGAUCUAAAUGUUAAAGAGAAAAUAAUUGAAGACAUGAGAAUGACACUGGAAGAACAAGAACAAACUCAGGUAGAACAAGAUCAAGUGCUCGAGGCUAAAUUAGAGGAAGCUGAAAGACUAGCCACAGAAUUGGAAAAAUGGAAGGAAAAAUGCAAAGAUCUGGAAACCAAAAGUAAUCAAAGGUCAAGUAAAGAACUUGAGGAUAACACAGAUGUACUUAGUAAACAGCUCAGUAAGCUUCAAGAUGAGUUUCAGGAAUCUGAACAGAAAUAUAAAGCUGAUAGAAAGAAAUGGUUAGAAGAAAAAAUAAUGCUUAUUACUCAGGCAAAAGAAGCUGAGAAUCUACGAAACAAAGAAAUGAAAAAAUAUGCUGAAGACAGAGAGCGUUGUUUAAAGCAACAAAAUGAAGUGGAUAUACUUACAGCACAGCUGUCAGAGAAAGAUAGUAACCUUCAAAAGUGGCGAGAAGAGCGAGAUCAACUGGUUGCAGCAUUAGAAAUACAGCUGAAAGCACUGAUUUCUAGUAAUGUACAGAAAGAUAAUGAAAUUGACCAAUUGAAAAAGAUCACAUCAGAGGCUUCGAAAACUGAAAAACAAACCAUGGAUAUUAAGCCAUGUUCAACGGAUCCUGGCAGAGUUGAAAUUGAACCUCAAUCAACAAGUUUUGAAAUUUCCAAGAAUGAAGUAGAGGAUGGAUCUGUAGUCCUUGACUCUUGUGAAGUGUCAACAGAAAAUAAUCAAACUACUCGAUUUCCAAAACCUGAGUUAGAGAUUCAGUUUACACCCUUACACCCAAACAAAAUGUCAGUGAAACACCCUGGUUGUACCUCACCAAUGAUGGUUAAGAUUUCCAAGACCCGGAAGAGGAAGAGUAAUGAAAUGGAGGAGAGUAGUAUAUUUUCAAGCUGGUGGAAGAGCAGAAAUAGUAUUAACCAUACUCCUGAGGCUCUCUGUCAGGACUUUGUGAAAUAUGAAAAUAAGAAGAAUGCUACACCCAGAACUAAUUUGAAAUCCCUUAUUUCUGAGCAUAGCGAUUCUUCUGUCAAAAAGGAACAAAAGGUUUCCACACGUCCAUCAUCAAAGAAAACAUAUUCUUUACGGAGUCAGGCAUCCACACUUAAUACAAACUCAGCCACUAAGAAAAAAGAAGGAACGCUACAGAAAUUUGGAGACUUCUUACAACAUUCUCCAACAAUUCUUCAAUCAAAAGCAAAGAAGAUAAUUGAAACGAUGAGUUCUUCAAAGCUCUCAAAUGUAGAAGUAAGUAAAGAAAAUGUGUCUCGACCAAAACGGGCUAAACGGAAAUUAUACACAAAUGAAAUUUCAUCUCCUAUUGAUAUAUCUGGCCAAGUGGUUUUGAUGGAUGAUAAAGUGAAAGAAAGUGAUCAUCAGAUUCUCAAACGACGACUUCGGACUAAAAUAGCCAAAUAAGUCACUUAUGGAGAAUGUUUUAAUAUAAAUUUUAUAGUCAUAAUCAUUGUAACUUACGUCUUGACUUUUUAAAGAUAAUUGUAUAUGAUGCAUUAAAUCCCUCUGUAUAUACAUUGCUAUUUUAUACAUAGUAUAAUUUUAAUUCAAUAAAGAAUAUGUCAGCAAUAAA
Molecule: messenger RNA, 5948 nt
Organism: Equus caballus (horse)
Lineage: Eukaryota; Metazoa; Chordata; Mammalia; Perissodactyla; Equidae
Gene: KIF20B
Product: kinesin family member 20B
Biological process (GO): microtubule-based movement
Cellular component (GO): nucleus; microtubule; kinesin complex
Molecular function (GO): ATP binding; microtubule motor activity; microtubule binding
Source: RefSeq, a predicted model, not a curated record